AUGACCUUCCACGCUCCUUCAUUUCUGGAGGAGCUUCGGCAAAUCAUAGAGGGAGGGAUGGUAUCUGUGGACCGUUUUCCCUUUCUGAUGGUCGUGCUGAUCGUGUUGACGAUAGGUGCUCGAUAUUGUUCUUUGGAUGCUGCACAAGAAUUUUGUCCUGGAGUGGACGUACGCCAACUAGAAAGAGUUCUGGAGGCCAAUAUUGAGCAGAACUUCCUCCGGACUUUGGAUGAUACAUCUGUCGAGACCAUCACAUUUACCUUCCUCUUGACGUCGUUCUCCCUGUACAACCGUAACCCGAGUCGUGGAUACAAAUUGUUCCAGACUGUCGUCCGAGACGCACAACUAAUGAACCUUCAUUCUGAAGCGACGUGGAAUACAGAGGAUUCCAUUGCGAGAGAAGUCAGGAGACGCAUCUGGUGGACGAUAUAUGGCUCUGAUGGAUUUGCGGCCCUUGUCUUCGGAAAGCCACGACUCAUCUCGGACACGAACAAUGAGGUAGAGAUGCAGAAAGACAUUGACGACACCAACAUCGUCUGUCCCGGUAUCGAAUCGCAAGAACCCAGAGAGCACGGAAUGCUCAGACCUGUCACGAUCCUAUCGUAUCACCGCUACAAAGUCCUUCUUUACAAGAUUGGAGAACCGAUAACCCGGAACGUGUACUUCCACAGACAUUCGGAGACCGAUCUCGUUAUAGGACAAGUGCAACAGAUCCAUCGGAGGCUUCUUGACUGGCGCGGAGCUCUUCCACCAGAACUAAAGCUCGACGCCGUUGCUGGUAUAGAGACAACGGUUGAACACGCUUCGUCUCUCAACACAUUCAAACGGCAAGCACUUGCCCUCGGGCUAGCCUAUGAUAACAUGCAGAUUGUUCUGCAUCGGUCGUUGAUCGCCUACGGGGACACUCGGGGAGAGUUUGAUCCUACAAAGGCUCCGACGAGGCAAGGACGAAGCCAUGGACACGCAAUUGACGUAGCCGAGGCAAUAAAAACCAGUCGGAACCAGUGUUGGGAAUCUGCAGUGCGAACAUCAAUGCUAGGGAAAUAUGCCGAUGUGCUGGAGCUCCUGAGAACCACUCCUGUUGCGGCGUACUUUGCUAUUCACGCACUCACCGCUGGUGUCAUGCUUGGGAUAUUCGCCUUGACAGAUCCGUGUUCGGAGCGGGCUCAGACGGCUAAACUUGGAAUAUCUCGGCUCAUACAGAUGCCUACCGACUUCAAUUUCCGCGAGGCUGCCUGGCAACAGUGUGCAGACAUAUUGGAGAAUCUCCUGCGCUUGAUCCUCUCUGAAGAGAUGAAGGUCUUGGUGUCUGGACGGCAGCACAACAAGCUCGGCGGCGGCCCUCCUGAAGGACGACGAUCCGAAGUUGCCCAGAACAGUCAGUACCUCGACCAACUUUCGCAAACCCGCGGCCGUACCGCUUCGGUUGGGAUCAUGGAAGCCGACCACACCCGUCAAAUAGGACAAUCGCCGGUCGAGAAUAACUUUCGGGCAUCUGCGAAUACACCGCAGCAUAGUUACAUACCAUGGUCUAACGACCCACAUACCCACCAGCCAAGACCGGACAUGCUGUCGCCGAACUCGCAGAGUGUGAUCAGUCCUAGGGAGGACUUUGGAAAUGCCUUGUCAUCCUUGCAGAACAUGUUUCGGGACCACGGAUCGUCUCUCGGUUUCACCCACCCCGACGGAACGGCCCGUGUCGCUCCCACUGACCAAAGCUUCGGCUCGACCCUACAACAGCACCCGAGCACGUCCAUCGCGGGCGCAAGUGAUGGCCAGAUGCAUUCGGAAAUGGACUUCUUCAGCAGUUCAUUCCCUUCUUUCCAGGCAGCUGGCCAGUCGUGGCUUUGGAACGACGGCAUGCCGUUCAUGUAA
Molecule: messenger RNA, 1875 nt
Organism: Exophiala spinifera
Lineage: Eukaryota; Fungi; Ascomycota; Eurotiomycetes; Chaetothyriales; Herpotrichiellaceae
Exons: 3
Coding region: 1-1875 (624 amino acids)
Biological process (GO): DNA-templated transcription
Molecular function (GO): zinc ion binding; DNA binding
Source: RefSeq, a predicted model, not a curated record